Molecule: messenger RNA, 1311 nt
Organism: Oncorhynchus nerka (sockeye salmon)
Lineage: Eukaryota; Metazoa; Chordata; Actinopteri; Salmoniformes; Salmonidae
Gene: tmem221
Product: transmembrane protein 221
Exons: 3
Coding region: 110-1024 (304 amino acids)
Source: RefSeq, a predicted model, not a curated record
AAAAGAGGACCGCAAGAAGGAUCCGGAGGAUAAAGUGGAAUCCCACCGCGAUAACUUUUUCCAAGCAAGACAAGUGCGUCGACGUCAGUCCGUGAUUUAUUACCCAAAUAUGACGGUUUACAGCCAGCGGUCUUUGAUGGUCCUUGCUUUAUUAGGGAUCCUAUCAGGGAUUAUGUCUCUGCUAUCGGUCAAUCUGAUUUUCCAUUUACAAACACAACAGAUUGCUGUGAAGGAAUCUCCCCCCACCAUCUCCAUCGUGCCAACUAAUGUUUGGGCAGUGCUGAUGCCAGUGUCUACAGUGCUUUCUGCUCUGUCUCUCACGCUCAAUUUGAGCUCUGUCGUGAUCUGCCUUCUGCACAGCUACUUUACAACCGAGAUAUGCAGAGGAGAAGAUGAUACUGAAAGAGCAGACUGGUUCCUAUUGGAUAGCCGAGCUGUCCGACAUGUGGCCAUCGGACUAUUUUGCCUUGGGGUUUCAGUAUACUUAGCAGCUAUGUCCAUCUACAUGCUGCUGGUGUUUGAGGUAGAGACAGGCAUAGCGAGCGCAUGCGUACUGGCCUCGGGCAUCCUGAUUCUGCUGAUGAUCGUGAUUCACUCCCUGGUCAAAGCCGCCCGUACCGCCCAACACUACCGCGGUGGGGAACACACUGACACCUUGUACCAGAACCAGCACGGUGGGAGCACCCCUGCCACCCGGCAAGGCAAGCUCCAAGAUGGGGAAAAACCCAGGAGGCACCGCAACAACUCCCAACUCCACCGGCAUUUGUCCUACCCCCCUCCCUGCACCGACCCUAAGCAGCAUCACCAGCAUCAGUACUCCCCAUCCCACAGCCCUCAGAGCCACAGCAGUGACAAGGAGGGCUACAGUAGUGGUGGAAGUGGUUCUAGAAUGCACAGGACCCUGUCAACAGAGUCAGGGCUGCUGCAGUCUCCAUCUAAGCCCUGGAAUGGCAUUAACAAUGAGAUGCGCAGCGUGCUGGCCCGCAAGUCAGGAGCCUCCAGUAAAGACUCUACUCUGGUGUGACCUGACCUGCAAAGUCUUAGCAGUUAGUACAUUCCUAACCAACCAUCAAACGUUCCCGAAGGAUACAGUAUGGAUAGAAAAUAUCUGAAGCUAUUUAAAAGCUCUGAGUUAUCCCUUCAUGAUCCAAGCACCACUAAUACUAUUACUGUACAUUUCAAUACAGACAUACAGUGAAACUGUCAUUUUAAUACACCUUUCCUAACAUCUCGUUCCCUUAUUGCCUUUGUAUUGACUUUUUACACAGAAACCAUCACUAUUAAACCCUCUCUAGAAUGUUUACUUACUGG